Messenger RNA from Cyphellophora europaea CBS 101466, 1692 nucleotides. RefSeq lists its product as uncharacterized. The record is from RefSeq and is a predicted model, not a curated record. Gene Ontology annotation, molecular function: sulfate transmembrane transporter activity. Gene Ontology annotation, cellular component: membrane. Lineage: Eukaryota; Fungi; Ascomycota; Eurotiomycetes; Chaetothyriales; Cyphellophoraceae. The transcript is spliced from 9 exons. Gene Ontology annotation, biological process: transmembrane transport. Bases 1 to 1692 code for a protein of 563 amino acids.
AUGCACAAAGAUACAGAGACCUUGCCGGACAGCAAGCCAAAUGAUCGAGAAAUGAUUUCAGAUCAGAUUCGCCCUGAGACACCGCCCGAGAUUGGUGACUCGGUAGAGAUCAAGAAUGCUUACAUUGGGUCCAACGGUCAACACCCAUUCAGCGAUCCGGAUGACGCACGUCGCUGGGCAAACAUCUACGAAGAAGCUCAGUAUGAGGGUCGGCACCGCUUCGAUCCAUCGUAUCAAUGGGAUGUGCCUACCGAGAAGCGACUCAUUCGCAAGCUGGACCUUCGAAUUAUGGUUUGGGUCUGGAUCAUGUUCUCUUCUCUUGAUCUCGUCCGCAGGAACAUCAACCGAGCCAUCUCGGACGAUAUGCUUUCAGAGCUCAAUAUGGACACGAAUGAUUUCAACAAUGGCCAAACUAUCUACUUGGUCUCUUUCCUGGCCGCCGAGCUACCUGGAGGUCUGCUGAGCAAGGCCAUUGGGCCCGAGAACAUGACACCGAUUGCCAUUGUCGCGUGGGGAUUGGUAUGCGCCUGUCAGAGCCUGCUCACGAAUCGCACCGGCUUCUACAUUACACGAGCGCUAUGCGGCUUCUCUCAAGGCGGGUUUAUUCCUGAUAUGGUGUUAUACUUGACCUACUACUACAAAAGCAACGAGCUUCCCAUAAGGCUGUCGGUGUUCUGGACAGCCAUCCCGGUGACGCAGAUCUAUGGAGCACUUCUCGCGGCUGGACUGCUGCAGAUGAGGGGCCUGCACGGUUGGAGUGGGUGGCAAUGGCUAUUUCUCGUCGAAGGCCUUAUCAGCAUAGCUAUAGGGGUGCUAAGCUUCUGGAUGAUGCCUGCCAGUGUCACUGAGACUCACAAGAUUCUACGUGGAAAAGCUCAGUGGCUCAACGGCAAGACCGGCUGGUUCACUGAGGAUGAGGAGAAGGUGCUGGUCAACAGGCUUCUGCGCGAUGACACCUCAAAAGGCACAAUGCACAACCGCCAACAUGUUGAUCUGCGAGGCAUCUUAGCCGCAGUCACCAACACUGACCUAUGGCCACUUUACCUGCUUGGCUUCCUAGCCUUCAUACCUUUUCAACCCGCCGCAAAUUACCUGUCUCUCACCCUUCGAACCUUGGGAUACUCUGUGUUUGAAGCAAACAUGCUUGCAAUUCCCGGAUAUACUCUUUUCUUCAUAAAUAUCCUGGUGGUUACCUGGAUGAGCGAGAGGUAUCGCGAACGACUGCUGUUCUCUUCGCUCUCUUGCCUCUGGGUGCUACCGUUCUUCAUCGGGCUGCUUGCAAUCUCUAGGAGUGCAAGCCCAUGGGUUCGUUAUGCACUGCUUACCGGUGUCAAUGGAGAGCCGUACACACACGCCAUCCUUGUUGGGUUAAUAUCUCGCAAUGCUAAUAGCGUGGCCAUCCGUGCCGUAUCCGCCGCCGUCUACAACAUGUGUUAUCAGUUUGGUUCCAUCGUUGCUGUCAAUGUCUAUCGCGAAGAAGACAGACCUUACUACUACCAAGGCAACAGGAUUCUUAUCGGCAUCGCUUGUGGCAGCAUCGCUAUCUUCGUGGCAGCCAAGUACUAUUACAUCAAGCGCAAUGAACAAAAGGACCGAGAGUGGAAAGCCAUGAGUGCCGACGAGAAAUCUCAGUAUCUGUCUACAACUCGCGACACAGGCGCGAACAAGAAAGAUUUCCGAUUCGUGCAUUAG